UUUUUCCUCUUUCUCAUCUAGACAACCAAAACAAAAAUGGAUAAUCAACUCAGGAGGAGAGAUGAGCAAGAAGAAGUUGAGAAUGGUUUCAACUCAGAAGAGGAUUCUGAUAAGAAGGGGAAGAAGCAGCAAGAAAGAGAAGAAGAAGAGGAGUUUUCAGUGGAGAAAGCUUUUGAGAACAGGCCGGUUCCUUCAUGGAGGGGACAGUUAACAAUGAGAGCCUUUGUGGUGAGCUUUGUGUUGAGUAUACUUUUCAGCUUCAUAGUCAUGAAGUUGAAUCUCACUACUGGUAUUAUUCCUUCUCUCAAUGUCUCUGCCGGCCUUCUGGGGUUCUUCUUUGUCAAGACUUGGACUAAAUUUCUUGAAAAAUCUAGUCUUUUAAGGCAACCCUUUACCAGGCAGGAGAAUACAGUCAUUCAAACCUGUGUUGUGGCCUCUUCCGGCAUAGCCUUCAGUGGAGGUUUUGGUAGUUACCUCUUUGGACUGAGUGAGCGAAUUGCUGUGCAAUCUGAAGACUCCAACCAUGGUUUCAAAAACCCUUCGCUAGGAUGGAUUAUUGGCUUUCUCUUCAUUGUCAGCUUUCUUGGUCUUUUCUCUGUGGUGCCUCUCCGAAAGAUAAUGAUCAUAGACUUUAAGUUGACAUAUCCAAGUGGUACUGCAACUGCUUAUUUGAUCAAUAGCUUCCACACAACUGAAGGAGCAAAGCUAGCAAAGAAACAAGUGAGAACGCUUGGCAAAUUCUUCUCCUUCAGCUUCUUGUGGGGUUUCUUCCAGUGGUUCUUUACUGCAGGAGACAAUUGUGGAUUUGUUAACUUCCCUACAUUUGGGCUCCAAGCAUAUGAGAACAAGUUUUACUUUGACUUCUCAGCAACAUAUGUUGGAGUUGGGAUGAUUUGCCCCUACCUUAUAAAUAUAUCUGUUUUGGUUGGAGGAGUUCUUUCUUGGGGUCUUAUGUGGCCUCUUAUAGAAAAGAGGGAGGGUGAUUGGUACCGUGCAAGUCUUGGCCAAAGUAGCCUACAUGGCAUCCAAGGUUACAGGGUAUUUAUUGCCAUCGCCAUGAUCCUAGGUGAUGGACUGUAUAACUUUUUCAAAGUGAUAACUCGAACCCUUUCAGGCUUGUUUCAUCAAGUGCGAAAUCGAGAAGUGACCAGCACUCUCCCCGUAGCAGACCAAGAUUCUCCUGUGAGCACUAAGCUCUCUUAUGAUGACCAAAAACGCACCCAACUCUUCCUUAAAGAUCAGAUUCCAACAUGGUUUGCUAUUGCAGGAUAUGUCACAAUUGCUGCAGUUUCGAUUAUCAGUCUUCCACACAUAUUUCCUGAACUUAAAUGGUAUUAUGUGUUGGUCAUCUACAUCUUUGCACCAACCUUAGCUUUCUGUAAUGCAUAUGGGUGUGGACUCACUGAUUGGUCUCUUGCAUCCACCUAUGGAAAGCUUGCUAUCUUCACAAUCGGGGCAUGGGCUGGUUCUUCGCACGGUAGUGUUCUUGCUGGCUUAGCAGCAUGUGGAGUCAUGAUGAACAUUGUUUCAACUGCCUCUGAUCUAUCACAAGAUUUCAAGACAGGUUACUUGACUCUGGCAUCUCCUCGUUCCAUGUUUGUGAGCCAAGUUAUAGGCACUGCAAUGGGGUGUAUCAUUAGCCCUUGUGUCUUUUGGCUUUUCUAUAAGGCCUUUGAUGACCUUGGGCUUCCUGGAAGUGAAUAUCCAGCUCCCUUUGCUACUGUGUACCGCAACAUGGCUAAACUGGGCGUAGAAGGUUUCUCAGCUCUGCCAAAGGAAUGCCUAUUGCUUUGUUAUGUAUUCUUUGGAGCAGCCAUAGUGAUAAACCUGACAAGGGAUUCCUUGGGUAAGAUUGGGUCGUACAUUCCUCUUCCGAUGGCUAUGGCUAUACCUUUUUACUUGGGACCAUACUUUGCCAUUGACAUGUGUGUUGGAAGCUUGAUUUUAUUCGUAUGGUCGAAGAUAGACAAGACCAAAGCAGAUAAUUUUGGACCAGCUGUGGCUUCUGGUUUGAUUUGUGGGGAUGGAAUAUGGACUUUGCCAAGUUCGAUUCUUGCUUUAGCAGGCAUAAAACCACCCAUUUGCAUGAAGUUCUUGUCAAGGACAACUAAUUCCAGGGUUGAUAAGUUCUUAGGGUUGUCUUAAAGUUUGGCUUUUGACGAAUAUAGCGUAAUUUUAUAAAUUUCUGUGCUCGUCAGAGUAUCCAUGUAUUUGUAUAAAAUUUGGUAGUAUUGAAGCAUAUUUUAGACAAGUUUAUGAUUAGUUUGAAAGCUGUAAUGUAACAUAUAUGAAAAGAAUUGUUAUAGCCUGUAUGCAGUUCUGUGAAAAUCUAUCAGAAAUUAUGCGUGCAAAAGCUUAAAACAGGCAGUUGGAUUAUAUGCAUAGCGUCUAUUGCUUAUUUUCC
Molecule: messenger RNA, 2404 nt
Organism: Pistacia vera
Lineage: Eukaryota; Viridiplantae; Streptophyta; Magnoliopsida; Sapindales; Anacardiaceae
Product: probable metal-nicotianamine transporter YSL5
Exons: 6
Coding region: 37-2145 (702 amino acids)
Cellular component (GO): membrane
Molecular function (GO): oligopeptide transmembrane transporter activity
Source: RefSeq, a predicted model, not a curated record